AUGACGCUGAUCCUGGUUGCGAUAGCCGCCACCUGCGCCGCACCGGCGCCGGAAUCGGGCGACAACAACCUCACCAGCGACAAGAAGGAGCCAACGACUCACGAGCUCUUGAGCUCCCUUGGCCUGAAGAAGCUGAGGGUGCCCGCGGCCCACCACCGAAAACGGCUGGCGGAGCAAGGCAGGCGGCACGGCACCGGCGACUCCAGGAUGUACGUCAUCAAGCUGCCCCCCAACACGAGCUACUACAGACACGUGGACCCCGCACCGGCCGUCGCGCGGACCCUGCCCCUCCAGAUGACCAGCAACGGGAAACCGGCCCGUGUAUACCACUGGAACCUGCCGGUGCUGCAGAAGAUCGCGAAGACGAGGCCUCAGGCGAGGUUCGACGAUGACGUCAUUGACGUGGAAAGCACCCCUACAUGGCCAAAGGGCGCGAACAACCACCCGAACUCACUGGAAGCACUCGCCUACUACGUGCCAGCGAAGAAGACCUCCUUCAGGAAAUACUACUCGGGCAACGGGAAGCCGAAAUCGUUCUACGUGCUCGAGAAGAACAAGCACUCCGCGGAGUACCACAAACUUUUACCC
Messenger RNA from Iphiclides podalirius (scarce swallowtail), 588 nucleotides. The record is from the annotation of a GenBank genome assembly. NCBI's taxonomy places the organism in Eukaryota, Metazoa, Arthropoda, Insecta, Lepidoptera, Papilionidae.